CAGUAUGGACGCCCGUCGAGACGCCCUGUCAGCGUUACUUGGACAGGGCAAGGGGUCACUGUCCUCGCUGUCUGUCCGCAAGACUAGCCCGUCAGCGGGGCAGAAGAGUACUGUGGGCGAGGAAGGUACAUCGAAAGUAGAACAUCCUGCCGUAAAAGGCCAAGACACAUUGGACCGGAUGACAAACCAGCUUGUAACUGGCCAGCGGAUUACUGACGUGGACUACGCAGCCCCUGCAGCAGCAAGCAUGGCCGAACGGAAAGACGCAUUGUCGGCGUUACUUGGGAAGGGCAAGGGAUCACUGUCAUCUUUCUCUGCGCACGACCAUGUUGCCGCAAAAGGACAACAGCCUGCAGUGAAGGGGCAAGACACACUGGAGCGGAUGACGAAUCAGACCGUACCACAGACGACUACGGUCCAUCGUUUUUCGGACGAAGAUGAGAGGUUUGCUUCUCGCUCCCUGUCGGAGCGGACGACUGCGCUGGCUGCGAUGUUUGGGCCCACGGGGGCCAUGUCACCCAGGGCGGCUUCUAUUGCAAAAGCGCCGCCGUCGCCCGGGAGAGCACCUAGUAAGGGCACGAAACCUGAAGCGCCACCAAUUCCGCAAAAAGGCGGUAGCGCAGGAGGUCUGGUGGCAAGUGAAGAUGACGAUUCUGUGGAUCCGGAACACCAUGCUGCGAAUUUACAUCGCUACCUGAAGGGGAGUUCUGCGUCUGCGUCCAGCCCACAAGACGAAGCUUCUUCCGCGACAGGAAAUUCGUCUACCACGAAGGGCCAAAAGAGCGCACCUCCUGUGCCGAAGAAAGGAAUCGGUUCGGGGACGUUUUUGUACUUCCCCGAGCCUGUUAUAGCAGAGGAAAGCGUAGAUCUGGACGAAGUGGAGUCGGUCGCCAGUAUGUUCCGAGUCGAACCGUCAAAAAUUUACUCCCAGAUGCUCACACUUACGCUGCGCGAUUCACAGGUUUUUUAUCACUCAUUUUCGUUUUCCAACAGAACUUCCAAUACCCGGCAUUUUGAAUUCUCAGAUUCAAAGCGCAAAUGCAAAGUCAGAAAGGCCGACCCGUAUAAUUUUAAAGUUCACAUCAUUCUUGCAGGUGCUAGCUUCCACAACGUCCGACGUCAACAGCGCCACACUAGCGAAAAAGUUUCAGUCCAUCGGGAUCUCUUCCAAGUACGUGGCUCCGCUCUGGCUUCCCGGCAUCGUGCCUGACGCGUGCGUGACGUUCCGCACUGACGUGGUGUGGGCCGUGGCGUGGAGAGACAAGUUGAGCGAGUUGAUUACCAGGGGAGCAUCUUCACCAUCGACACCUACGAUGCUGCAAGUAGUGGAAAAUCAUUUUUACCCGGAGCGCGACAGCGCAACAACUGCAUCAACUCGCGACGAGGAGCGUUGGGACGCAGAUAUUCUCCUAUCGGUCUUGACACCGCAUGAAAUAAACGCAUCAAGUUCAGCGGGAGACCGGAAUCUUCCUUCUACUUCCGCGAAAAAGCCAUUAGCGGCCGGGAUACCAGAGCGGCUGAGCAACAUGAUGAAACUAGUGCGGUGUCCACGAGCGUACUUGCGACCAGUGGUAUUUGACACCGCUCGUCCUAGCAUACGCGCUGCACCGUACACGCGUGUUGUGUUUCAUGUCUCUGUGACACACGAUCCCCUCCUCUGGCCGCAGCUGCGCAAGCAGUGCGUCCUUGCUUCUGUGGACGACGUAGCGGAGCAUGGCGCGGUGGUUGGAGAGUCAGCGCUUUUUUCAGAGAUUCAUCCUGAAUUUGCUGCAUUGAGUUUGUUCGAAACAAGUUCAAGUAGACACUCAAGACCUGCUGCGAACAAAACUUGUGCAAAUGACCAAUCGCUGUUCCCGUUCCCGAUCGCAAAUCUGCGUCAGGCUCACGACCAAGAGAGCUGGGCCUACAGCGGGAAAGUGAAGCAUGAUCCGGGGGAAGAAAAUAGAGGCCAUUUUUCCCCCAAGCCCUACCGGACGCUCGCGGAAUAUGUGUCGCACAACCCGGACCUGCUCUCGAACGCCGAACUUAAGGGUGGAAUACAUGUCUGUUUGCGGGAUUUGCUGUUACCAACACGACUGACUAGUUUACAACAGUGGGUGCAUCGAGGCGCCCAUUUGUACGUCUGCGAUUUGCUCUCUCGCGAGCGCGCUCGCGUGCGAGUCCACAUACCGCACAACCAGAAAAAGAAAGCGGUGAAAAAGAGUGUUGUAUUCGGAGAAAUACUGCAGAGUAGCAAGGAUCCUGCCGAUGCGGAUGCCGAAGAGAAUGUCGUGCGUGAACGCGGCAGCAGCAAACAUUCGCUCCUAAACGACGAGCAGCUGUCGCAGCACGAGCGAUCAACAGGCAGAUAUUCCAGUACGGACGAUUUCAGCUCUGCCCGCGAAGAUAACGACGUGGAAGAAGGAAGAGAAACUCACAGAAAAAGAACACACAGCAGCAGCAGUCACCACGGAAGUAGAAGAUCAAGCAAAAGUGGAAAGCGCCAUCACCUGUACUUUGAGGUUCCGACGGCGCUUCUGGCUCCCUUUCAAACAACGACAAUCAUUCAAAAGAACGACGUCGUCAGGAUCCGCGAGGUCCAUGCAGAUGCGCGGUACCACGAGGACCUGUUGACGUUGCGUCGAGCUGCGGCCUGUGGGGCGGAGCUCACGAUUGCAGACAUGAGCGAUCGCGCUGCGCACAUCGUCACGGUGCGAGCGAGAAGCGAAUUUGAUCCGCCGUUCACCGUGCCGAGGAUACCGACGCACUUGCUAGAGAGGGCGGAGAAAGUAGAGGCGGCUCCCGCAAAAGAAUCUCCUGGUGUCGUAGUAACACAAGGUAUGAAGAACAAGAAAAGUACCGCGCCCACCUCCACUGAAACUGCGCAUCUUCGUCUUCAGAGCCAGGACGCGGCAAGUGAAGCCCGUGCUGGGCCUACUUCUGCGCUUGCGAAACGCGCGUCAGCUUUCUCGGCGAGCAUCUCUCGCGAAAACCGGACACGUGCGAUGGAAGCACACUCUAACGCAUCGAGCUCUAGCAAAGCGUCGACUCCGGGCGAAGAGCACCUUCAGGCGUCUCUCCAUAUUUUGAAGACGGAAGUGCAGGACUUACGGGAGGUCUUGGCCACUUCCUUAGACGAGUUGGGGGAAGAAGCGAUGGCGCAGCUCGAGUGGCAGAUAUCGACGAACCCCGAGGCGCUUGCUGCGUUUGAGCGCGAACGGGAGAACGUGAAAAAAGCGCAUCAGGAAGGGGGUCCGAGCGCGCAGAAGGCUUCCGCUCGCCGUCUGGUCGACACGUUGCUUAACACAAAUACCGCAAGAGAAGGAGGGAUUACAGGCUCACUACAGCUGGAGAAAAGAGCGAACACGACCGCUGCGUCCGGCGGCCACAUAAGUGUACAAAUCGACACCGCGCGCUCCUGGCAAUCUGAAGGCUCCGAGAACCAGCACCUAGAGCUGCUGCCGAAGAGUGCUGGCGUGAACCUUGGCAGUAGAAGUUUUGCUGCGCCCACCGGAAGAGAUCUCGGUAGUGAGUUACCAUCCGCGUCUCCGUCUCCUAUGGAAUUGCUUUCCUCCGCUGGCAAUAUCAAGGCAAGACGCGAAGGUAGUGGUGUGAACCUGCCAGGAGAUCACGCGGGUCGGAACGUCCGGAAUUCUCGGCAGGAUGUGCUAGACGCUAGGAAGGCGCAAAGAAAGCUGAAAGAGCUCCAGGCCCAGACCUACGGCUUGCGCGAUGCUCUGUCAGGCUGAGCUCUGUGCUGGCUUUUUUGUUGAACACACAGACUCUGGCUCUCCGAUACCGAUUUCACUGCAAAUGUUUCCAAAAGAAAAACAUAGAUGAGCAAAGGUGUUUUCUCAAUCAAAAUGAAACUAAGUAUUGCAAAGGUCAUGGAUGAUGUUGGAUGUUGUAUUCGUUUCCAAACACAACUGACUCGCACUUGAAAGAUCUGGUUUUUGUGAACAAAAGGAACAGCGAACAUCAAGAUACGA
Messenger RNA from Amoebophrya sp. A120, 3968 nucleotides. The record is from the annotation of a GenBank genome assembly. Lineage: Eukaryota; Dinophyceae; Syndiniales; Amoebophryaceae.